This is a messenger RNA of Poecile atricapillus (Black-capped chickadee), 4191 nucleotides long. It is a transcript of the gene TSHZ1, whose product is annotated as teashirt zinc finger homeobox 1. NCBI's taxonomy places the organism in Eukaryota, Metazoa, Chordata, Aves, Passeriformes, Paridae. Gene Ontology annotation, cellular component: nucleus. The coding region runs from base 161 to 3385 and encodes 1074 amino acids. Gene Ontology annotation, molecular function: DNA binding; DNA-binding transcription factor activity, RNA polymerase II-specific. Gene Ontology annotation, biological process: regulation of transcription by RNA polymerase II. The record is from RefSeq and is a predicted model, not a curated record. The transcript has 3 exons.
UUCCCCCCCCCCCACCCCCCAUAUUUUAUUUUUUUUUAUUUGUGUGUGUGCGUGCGCGGGUGUGUGUUUGUUUCUGCAUGAAAAGAGGGGGAUCGGAAGAGGAGUCCUGCGCGGAAACUCUGCGGCGGCGGCGGCGGGCGGCGAGGCGGCGGCGGCAGCAAUGCCGCGGAGAAAGCAGCAGGCACCCCGGCGCUCCGCAGCAUAUGUUCCUGAGGAAGAAUUGAAAGCAGCAGAAAUAGAUGAAGACAGCGUGGAAGAUGACGGGCUGUCUCUGGACAUCCAGGAGAAUGAGUAUUUGUGCAAUGAAGAAGCGGAGAUCAAAGAGGCUCAAAGCUACCAGAACUCCCCAGUCAGCACUGCAACUAAUCAGGAUGCAGGCUAUGGUUCGCCGUUUAGUGAAAACAGCGAUCAGCUGGCCCAUUUCAAAAGCACUUCCUCUAAAGAAGAGAAAGAGGAUCCUCAGUGCACAGACAAUGUUUCCUAUCCACAGGACAGCUUGGCACAAAUAAAAGCUGUGUAUGCAAAUUUGCUUUCAGAGACUUGCUGGUCCAGUUUAGCUUUGGACUUAAAGAAAUCCAAUCCAACCACCAGCAACAACGGAAUCAGCCAGAACGAAAACACGGCCAGUACUGAGGCCAAUGCCAAUUCCCAGAGUACUUGUACUACCAGUACUAACACUAGUACCAGUACAACCACCAGUAGUACUAGUAACAGUAACAGUAACAGUGGUGGCUCAGGUUACGACUGGCACCAGGCUGCGUUAGCUAAAACUCUGCAGCAGACCUCAUCGUAUGGACUUCUCCCAGAGCCGAGUCUCUUCAGCACAGUACAGCUUUACCGGCAAAACAAUAAACUCUAUGGGUCUGUGUUCACCGGUGCCAGCAAGUUCCGAUGCAAAGACUGCAGUGCAGCCUAUGACACGCUGGUGGAGCUAACAGUGCACAUGAAUGAAACUGGACAUUACCGUGAUGACAACAGAGAUAAAGAAGCUGAUAAGACCAAGCGGUGGUCAAAGCCUAGGAAACGAUCACUCAUGGAGAUGGAAGGCAAAGAGGAUGCCCAGAAAGUGCUGAAGUGCAUGUACUGUGGGCAUUCAUUUGAGUCUUUGCAAGACCUCAGUGUCCAUAUGAUAAAAACAAAGCAUUACCAGAAAGUGCCUCUGAAGGAGCCAGUACCAGCCAUCACCAAAUUGGUCCCUUCUACCAAAAAGCGAGCACUUCAGGACUUGGCUUCACCUUGUUCACCUGAGCCAACAGGGAUCACGGCAGAAGCUUCACUGGGUGAGUCUGCAAAGGAUCAGAAAACUGCCAAUCCCUACGUGACUCCGAACAACCGCUAUGGCUAUCAAAAUGGUGCUAGUUACACUUGGCAGUUUGAGGCACGCAAAGCCCAAAUACUGAAAUGCAUGGAAUGUGGCAGUUCCCAUGACACUUUGCAGCAGCUCACUGCUCACAUGAUGGUCACUGGUCAUUUCUUGAAGGUGACCAAUUCUGCUUCCAAAAAAGGCAAACAGCUAGUGUUGGACCCAGUGGUGGAGGAGAAAAUACAGUCUAUACCUCUUCCACCCACCACCCACACAAGGCUACCAGCCUCCAACAUUAAAAAGCAGCCCGAUUCCCCAGCAGGCUCCACAAACUCGGAGGAAAAGAAGGACCUAGAGAAGGAAAAGCUGGUGGACACUGAAACAGAGAAAAAGAUUAAAGAAGAGAGUGAGGACUCCACAGAGAAAUUUGAGCCAACAACUUUGUAUCAAUACCUCAGAGAGGAGGACCUAGAUGAUAGUCCCAAAGGCGGAAUAGACAUAUUGAAAUCCCUGGAGAACACAGUGACAACAGCCAUCAGCAAAGCCCAGAAUGGAGCCCCUUCCUGGGGAGGAUAUCCCAGUAUUCAUGCAGCUUACCAGCUCCCGGGAACAGUCAAACCCCUUCAGCCCGCGGUGCAGAGCGUUCAAAUGCAGCCGUCCUACGCAAGCAGUGUGAAAUCACUGUCGUCAGAACACAAUGCACUCAUCCAUUCCCCAGGCAAUCUCACACCCCCACCUCACAAGAGCAAUGUAUCUGCUAUGGAGGAACUAGUGGAGAAAGUUACAGGUAAAAUCAACGUGAAGAAGGAAGAGAAGCCUUUGGAGAAGGAGAAAUGUUCUCCAGUUAAACCCAUGUCACCUGCUGCUAAAGAAAACAAGGACUUCCCAAAAGCAGAAGAAAUAAAUAACAAACAGCAGCCAAAGAAGAGCUCUGAGUCUGAAGUUCAGAAGGUCAAAAAGGAUAGUCCAGCAGAAGCACAUACGCCAAAUGGUACAGAGCCACUUAAAACAAAGGUUGCAAAUGGCUGUAACAAUUUAGGAAUUAUCACAGAUCAUUCACCUGAGCCAUCCUUCAUUAAUCCAUUGAGCGCUUUACAGUCCAUUAUGAAUACCCACUUAGGCAAAAUUUCUAAGCCGGUAAGCCCCUCUCUGGACCCUUUGGCCAUGCUGUACAAAAUUAGUAACAGCAUGUUGGACAAACCCAUUUACCCAACCACUCCGGUCAAGCAGGCUGAUGCUAUUGACCGGUAUUACUAUGAGAACAGCGAUCAACCUAUUGAUUUAACUAAGUCCAAAAACAAGCCUCUUGUUUCCAGUGUGGCUGACUCUGCCUCGUCCCCGCUGAGGGAGAGUGCCCUGCUGGAUAUUUCUGAUAUGGUGAAGAACCUCACGGGGCGUUUGACACCCAAGUCUUCAACUCCCUCUACUGUGUCAGAGAAGUCUGAUGCUGAUGGGAGCAGUUUUGAGGAAGCUCUAGAUGAACUGUCACCAGUACACAAGAGGAAGGGCAGGCAGUCCAACUGGAACCCUCAGCAUCUUCUGAUCCUUCAAGCCCAGUUUGCUUCCAGCUUGAGGGAGACCCCAGAAGGCAAAUACAUUAUGUCGGACCUAGGUCCACAAGAGCGGGUACACAUCUCUAAGUUUACUGGUCUUUCCAUGACCACAAUUAGCCACUGGCUGGCCAAUGUGAAGUAUCAGUUAAGGAGGACAGGUGGAACUAAAUUUUUAAAGAACUUGGACACAGGACAUCCUGUUUUCUUUUGCAAUGAUUGUGCCUCUCAGUUCAGGACUGCUUCUACAUACAUAAGUCACUUAGAGACACACCUAGGGUUUAGUUUGAAGGAUCUGUCAAAGUUGCCACUUAAUCAGAUUCAAGAACAGCAGAAUGUUUCAAAAGUCCUCACAAACAAGACUUUGGGCUCACUUGGAAUUGCCGAGGAGGACUUAGGCUCCACAUUCCAAUGUAAGCUCUGUAACCGAACUUUUGCAAGCAAGCAUGCAGUCAAACUGCACCUUAGUAAAACACAUGGCAAGUCCCCAGAGGACCAUCUGAUCUAUGUAACUGAGUUAGAAAAACAAUAGCGUCCAGAACUGGUUUGUGAAGAUAUUGUGCAUGCAGUCCUUGGAAGAAGGAGAGCUGUGUAGUACUCAAGGGGUUAGGAAGCCACAACUGUAUAAGUUCAAUAAUAAUUUAAAAAAAAGUAAACCAAGUUGCCACUAUGCCCAUACCCUCUGGAUGCUGAGAAUUGCCACUUUUUGGCAAAAGAAAAAAAAAAAAGAGAAAAAGUAUGCAAGCUGUUAUUUAAAACAAAUGUAAAAAUGCUUUUUUCUUUCCUUUAUUUUCUUUUUUUUCUGUAAAAUACUGCAGUUUAUAGUUAUUUACAAAUGUUAAGCUUUGGUACAAGCUGACCUUUCUAUAGUGUGCUGCAUUGGUAAAUGAAAACAAAAAAAAAAAAAAAAUGGGGCAAAUGUUGGAUUCUGUUCCUUGUAAAUUGCCAGCAUCAGCUUAAAAAAAAAAAUACAUGUUACAUAUCGUACCAUUUUAAACUGUUCAACUUUCUUUGUACCUUCUGGCUGUAUGCUUUCUCUUUUAACUUUUUAUAUUGUCAUUUUAUAUUCGAUUUCUGUGUAUAUAAUGUAAAACCACACUUUUUGAAUAAAAUUUAGUUCCUGCAGCUUGAUAUAAAUAGAGGAAUUUUACUGGCACCUGCAUCUUUCCAGAUGCAUGUACUUAAAGGAACUAUCUGACAAAAAAAUUAAAUAAAUAAAAAUAAAGCAAGCAAUGCACUAUGAAUUAUACAUUUUGAUGUUUUAUCAUUAAUAUUGUACAGUACAUUUUGGUUCACACAAUUAAAUCCACUGUUUUCUCAAGUGUAAAAUAAACCCAC